This is a messenger RNA of Necator americanus (New World hookworm), 2886 nucleotides long. RefSeq lists its product as uncharacterized. The transcript is spliced from 19 exons. Lineage: Eukaryota; Metazoa; Nematoda; Chromadorea; Rhabditida; Ancylostomatidae. Bases 1 to 2886 code for a protein of 961 amino acids. The record is from RefSeq and is a predicted model, not a curated record. Gene Ontology annotation, cellular component: cytoplasm.
AUGUUUGGCUGCAUAACACAUCAGCCAAGACGAAACCGUUUACGUAACUAUGAGGAUGAGCCUCCAAAUCACAGAUCGCGUUCGUAUGAGACUGCAAAUCCAGCCGAAACCCCAGCGAUCAAGUACACGAGCCGUCACUCGUCCUUACCAGCGAAGCCCGCAGAUCUAUUGAAAGGCAAUACAUCGCCCCCUCCACAACAGAGCGGAUCUCUCAGAUUGGACAAGUGGAUCUCACAUCUGCUUAACGAAGCCGAACCAGCAUCCUCAAUUCAGUACCUAGCUUCAUUCCGGUUCUCGUCAGCGAUGCCAGGAAUAUUCGCUUGGAAGAAUCGUAUUCUUGGUCGAAAGACGCCGGAACCGGAAAGAGCGGUGCAGGUGACGGUUCUAAGAGAGCCAGUUGAUCGCGAUUUGCACAAUCACACGCCGAGAAGGAGCGUGAGGUUCAACGACUCUCGCAACGAGUUCAGCCAGUACAACUUGCCUGAUUGGCAGAACGACUAUGGAGAAGCUAGAGUGAUUGCAUCAGUCAGUCCCGCGAAUCAUAAUGGAGUGGAGAAACGCGAACACCCUUCCACAGACUGGCGUUAUGCGGACUCGUAUCGGAUGUCGAUGGCUCCAUUGGCAUCGUCCGAAAUGCUGGACGACGAGUCGUCAGCACAACGUCGUUUCGGCUCCUCCUCUACCACCAGCAAAGCGGGAGCUGUUUUGCAGCACUUACGAGAACAGAAUGAACAUCCAGAGUACGCUGAGCCAAGACGUCCAUCGUCCACAUUGCCUGCAAUGGGAGCCCGACCGAUUACUCCCGUGCGAGGACCAGGUCAAAGUAAUUUCGGAGGGACGGCGGCGACAAUGUCACGAUGGGAGGCGAAUAGAACCGAACAGCUCUCCCAAAAUGGAGGCUACUCGACGCCAGGGAGGCAGCUCGAACAGAUGAAUGUCGUCUUUCUACAAGCAAAUGACGAAGUCAAAAGAGCCAUUCUACCUCCGGAGGUGCACAGUUUGGAGCAGGUUAAAAUGGCUUUUGUUCGUGCUUUUCCAAACAUUUCUAGACACUACAUCGAACAACCAUCGAUUAAAAUCUACAUCCAAGAACCAUCGAAAGGACAACUUUUUUAUGAAUUGGAUGAUCCAAGCGACAUUCGCAACAAGUCAGUCCUAAAACUUCGUGAACAUUCGAUCACCGGAACGCAAUCACCUGCACGUUUCCUCGACCAACCGGACUAUUUGUCGGAGACAGAAAACGACGACGGCAGGCAUCGGUUCGUCUCGCUUGCUCGCCCAGCGUCGGCAAUGGCACACUCAGAUUAUCGCAAAAACUCCCAGAAGAACUAUGAAUCGUACGAUUCCUACGGUAGCGACACAAGCAGCCAUGAUUCUCGUUCAGUGACGCGAAGUGGAUCCGCCACGCCCAUCAUUGACAAAGAGUCCAGGGCUCGUAUGGAGACGAUGGAACGCCAACUUGCCGGACUCUCCAGCCUCGUGCACUCAGCCUUGGUAAGCAGAGGCAUGAGCGAAAGCAGCAGGAAGGACAUGGCCGACCUACGACGAGAGAUCCUCGCAUUGCAUCCAGACGCUGAACGAGCGGCUUCGGAAGAGCCGCCUUCACUACCUGACAGCCUUUCUUCACACACGCAAAGUCAACUCGAUCACCUUCGUCACAAACUGCGUCAAGCAAGUUCAGACAUGAAACAGCUGAGAAGAACCGCACAGGUGAACGCUCAGAAUGCUAGAAAUUACAUAAAUGAAGCAGGCGAAGAGAUUGCUCGUCUAAUAUCGCAAAAGAUGAUCACGUCAUCCAUUAAGGAAAACCUCAGAAUAGACUUUGAUGGAGUUCACGGACCUCAGAGGGAAGAAACGAAUAAGGAGCGGAGAAACCACGAACAGAGAUUAACGCGACUACUCGAAGGACUAACGAAAUUCGAGAACAACGUAGAAGCCGUGAGAAGCAGUGUGCUGACAAGCAACCGAAAAUUGCGAAUGUCUGAAGUAGAAUCGCUGACGGAAGGUCUCACUCAGAUUGGAAGAGAGGCGGCGACCCUCAAAACUGAAUUUCCCCCAAUCCACUCAGCAAUAGAAUCACAAAUUAAAGCUGACAUGGAGAGGAUUGUUCGCGAGGAAAAAUACAUCCGAGAUCAAACGGCAGCCGUAGAUCAGAGUCUCAGAAGGUGCAAGGCCCUUGCAAACAUAAUGGUAACUAUGAAGAAACUGGCCAUGGUGCAAGAUCCCACCAUACAACGUUCCAAAAAGGAGUUCAAUUCUUCUUCCACGGUGCCCGGCUCCUCACCAGCGCCAGCGCUCGCACCGCCACCGCCUCCUCCACCACCGCCUCCUGUGCCGCCGCAGCCUGCUGCGACCAUUGUGGAUACCGCAAAUAGCAAAACUAAUACAACCAAAAUCAACCCACCUUCAACAAAUUUUGCUUCAAACGCAACCACACCGCUGAUGAACAAUAUGAAACAUGCAGACGUCCAUUCCAAUGCCAUUGCACAACCUACGACGAAUGGUUAUCAAUCGAAAGGAGUGGAAAUCACCCCAAACAUCUCGAAGAAUACGUCCGAACUGCUUCCACCACUCUCAAGUCAGCCCAGUUCUUCACCGGCAGCAGAGUUGGAUACCGUACUAGAAGAGGUUGCUCCAACUGGUAUACCUCCGCGACCGCCAAGCAGAUAUUCCGUGCAAGAUGUUCGUAUGAAAUUCCAAAGGCCACCCGAACUUCCCGAACAAGUCAAGAGCCUCAUAGAUGAAGUGGCUCGGCGAGCAUCACCUGGUCCUGACACGAACGAACGGAGAAUAGACUUAGAAGAGCGACAGGAGCGCUUGGCGGAGAAGCAGCGUCAACUUCGCUCCCAGUUCCAGCAACUCCAACAAAUGACGCCUUUACCAUGA